CUCUAUUUGCUUGUGUAUCACUUUUCGCCCUGCCUCCCGCGGUUGGUGUUGAUGAAAAGUGGUCAGAGAAUGAGGCAAUCCUUUCCCAAGAAUGAAUUGAUUGUUUAUCCAUGUUACAUCGCCUAGAAUAUGCUAUAUGCCGUGUACAGUGCGGCAGCCGGCCGUGUAGGUAUGGGGGAAACGUCAGAAGAAUAUAUUUGGAGCGUCUCAUGAUGAAGCCCUGAGAACGCCAUCUCUUUUCCAUCAAGAGAUUACUUACUCUUAUUGGUUUACAUAUUGAUUUCUUCCGCCUACCUCCUGAGAUACGAUAGAGAAGUGGGAAAAUAAUUAUGCUGCUGGAUAUCCUCUAUUCAAACUGGACGCUGCUUAUAGCGGUCGUUUGCACUGGUGCGAUCAGCAUAAGUGUCUACCUCGUGUAUAGGAAGCACUGUCGCUACAAUGCCACCAGGCCGAUAUCAGUCAACUACCAUUUCACACGAAGAUGUAAUAAGGAAUGUGCCUUCUGCUUCCACACCGAGAAGACCUCCCACGUCGCUUCCGAGAAGGACAUGAAGCAUGGACUCCGCCUACUCAGCGAGGCUGGUAUGCGCAAGAUCAACUUCGCUGGCGGCGAGCCGUUCCUCUAUCCUGAAAAGCUAGCCAUGCUCUGUCGCUUCUGCAAAGAAGAGCUUGGGCUCGAGAGCGUCAGCAUCAUCAGCAACGGAACAUUGAUUACCAAGAAGUGGAUGGACCAGCACGGCCGAUGGAUCGAUGUGAUAGGCGUAAGCUGCGACAGCUUCGACGAGAAAACAAACAUCGCCAUCGGCCGCGGUACCGGCAAGAACGUCACGCAACUCUUCCGUAUCCGCGACUGGUGUCGUGAGCUAGGCAUCAAGUUCAAGCUCAACACUGUUGUGUGUACACAUAACUGGCAGGAAGACAUGGCAGAGACGGUGCGGCAACUGGACCCAUUCCGAUGGAAAGCCUUCCAAGUGCUAUACGUGGAGGGAGAGAAUGACGCUGAGGAGGAAGACGGUCGCCUCAGCAAGCGAAAACGAAACGCUAAGAAGCUUCUCAUCUCAGACGAGCAGUUUCAAGUUUUCCGUGAUAAGCACCAACAUCUCAAAUGUUUCAUAGCCGAGCCGAACUCGCUCAUGGCAUCGAGCUACCUCAUUCUGGACGAGUACCUCUGCUUCCUGGACAAGGGCGCCGGGGUUGAGAAGCAGUCGCGAUCGAUUCUGGAGGUCGGGGUGCAGAGAGCGCUGAGCGAGGUUCGCUGGGACCAGGAGGCGUUUAACCAACGCGGAGGCCUGUAUGAAUGGACCAAGGACGUUAUCGGGGAUGGAGGAGACACAGAGGGCGGCUGUGGAUCGUCCCACACCAAUAAGGAGUUGCUAGAUUGGUGAAGUCGUCUGGAUCGCAAGUUUCACUCAUUUUGUUUGUAGGGUGCCUUGGCCAGUGCGUAGUUGAAUAAGCAAUCAUUUCGCACAGUAUUGGCCUUAAGCUAAGACUCA
Annulohypoxylon truncatum is the source of this 1493-nucleotide messenger RNA. RefSeq lists its product as uncharacterized. The coding region runs from base 330 to 1385 and encodes 351 amino acids. Gene Ontology annotation, molecular function: 4 iron, 4 sulfur cluster binding; catalytic activity. The record is from RefSeq and is a predicted model, not a curated record. NCBI's taxonomy places the organism in Eukaryota, Fungi, Ascomycota, Sordariomycetes, Xylariales, Hypoxylaceae. The transcript has a single exon.